GGAGUGGAUAAGUUCAGAGAAGUUAGGUCACACAGUAGGUGGGAGGUCUUGUUCUCCAACUCCACUCUCAUGGCCUCUCACCGGCUGGGGCAGUGACUUGAUUCCUGUAGAGGCUGAGGAAGCGCUUAAAGUCAGGCAGUUAUUUCUGAGAACGCUUAUCUCCUGGGGCUGGGAGGGUUCGAAGGAUCUGUGGCUUGCUCAGGACGCCACAGCCCUUUCAGACUGAGCGCAAUGGCUCUUGGAGGAGUUCCGUGUCCCGUUCCCAAGCCCGCUUCGUGGGGCAGUAGGGGCGGGAUGGCCCCCCAGGACCGCGGAUUGCCGACAGUUCAGGGAGGUAGCGGUUAAGAGCGGUCUUGCCGCUGCCCCCACCCACUUCGAGCUGGGAAACCCCAACCCCAGCCAUCCGUCUCGCUGUUCCUUUAAAGUCGGGCGCGGCACCUGGAACCACCCGGAGCCGCUCCACCCGGGAGUCUCCGCCCGUCCGGCGGCCGGCCCCGAGGACGCAGAUCCGAGGAGAGGUGGGGCGGGCCGCGCCCCGGAGCCCAAGCGCAGGUUCCCCGCAGCCGUCGGCCGAGCCCGGAGCGGGGGCGGGGGUGAUCAUCACCUGAGUCGACAGCUAAGCGGGACUCCGUGCGCCCGUCAACGCCCCCACCCGGUGGCCGAGCCCUUGCGCGGUGAAGGGGGUUUGGCACCGCUCCCACUGGAACCGGGACGGGACGGACGGCUGCGGACUAGACCCUCGGACUCGACCCGCAGCCGGACGUUAGCGUUUCUGCGGGGGCGUGGAAAGCAGGGCUGGAGGACGGUCGCCAGGGCCGCCCCUAACGCUAGGCGCCCCCAGCAGGCCGGAGGGACCGCCUUUCCCAGGUUCGCGCUGCCCUCGGGCACGACAGCCACCAUGUCUUCACUCCCGGUGGAUUCGUCGGGCUCCCCGCGCCGGGACCACGCCUGACUCUACGGCGCGAUGACUGCGCCCAAGAGAAAAUGCCUUGAGCUGGAGACAGGAGGUUCUUGCCCCAUUGACAGAUUCACAGGAAGAGAACCAAAGGAGAAUCUCUUCAACACCUGUUUGUGGAGCAGCUACUAUGUGCAAGGCACUGGGGGAUAGAGGUGUAAACAAGGCGGGUGCAGACCCGCCUCAGGGAGCUUGCUGUCUGGUGAGGACAAGACACGAAGUCAGACAGACAUAUACCAGCUUGGUCAACGAAGGCCCAGGGGACUCUGAGUUUAAAGUGUCCCGUUUGAAGGCUUCUCAGACUUGUGACAGGGCCCGCGUGGCCUCCACCCUACGCUACUGCAUGAUGGUCAGUGGCACGGUGGUCCUGGUGGCUGGGACCCUCUGCUUCGCCUGGUGGAGUGAAGGAGACGCAGGCCCCCCGCCCAGCCGGUUAGCCCCACCCACUGGAUGCCCUGAGCCUACGGCCCCCGGUGCCCUGCUCAGGUCGGUCAGCUUCUUCUGCUGCGGCGCAGGUGGCCUGCUGCUGCUGUUCGGCCUGCUGUGGUCAGUCAAGGCCAGCACCCAGAAGCUGCCUCGAUGGGACCCAUACCACCUCUCCAGGGACCUGUACUACCUCACUGUGGAGUCCUCAGAGAAGGAGAGCUGCAGGUCAGGUGCAGCUGCAGGGAAUGGGGGCCACAGGACCCCGAAGGUGGUUACCAUCCCCACUUAUGAAGAGGCUGUGCGCUGCCCACUGGCUGGGGGGCUCUCGACACCACCUGCGUCCGCUGUGGAGGAAGACCUGGAGCGCAGUGCCUCGGGGGAUGCCCUGCCUGGGGCUCAGCCCCCCUUGCCUCCACCCAGUUAUGACAGCCUCAUCUUCGCUGCUGGUGGCAUCUCUGGAGAGGCGGCACCUGGGGCUGCAUGCUCCCUUGUGGGCCCUGUUCAGAUUACAGAGGGUGGAAGUUCAAGUCUUCUAGCAGGCCUGGAAGCUGGAGACCAAUGAUGGGCUUCUUCUAAGUGUCUGGCCCAGUGCCCGGUACACACAGGCCAUCAACAAAUACUGCUGAAUGCUGUUUUGUUUUUUCGAUUGCUGUGUAACAAAUGGCUGAAAAUAAAUCCAUUUUAUGAUCUCUCA
Molecule: messenger RNA, 2075 nt
Organism: Cervus elaphus (red deer)
Lineage: Eukaryota; Metazoa; Chordata; Mammalia; Artiodactyla; Cervidae
Gene: TMEM61
Product: transmembrane protein 61
Exons: 5
Coding region: 1086-1943 (285 amino acids)
Source: RefSeq, a predicted model, not a curated record